GUCGCUUUAGUUAUAGCAUUGGUGUUUUAAUGCAAACACUUUGACCGGAAACGCAGAAACCGCUUUUAUUUUUGAAAUCUCUCGCAGAAAACAGCGCACCAGGCAGAGAGGGGCGUGGUUUUAUUUUGAAAAGUCGACGGAAGUUUGUCUCACCUCGCCGUGGGACUCAGUAGCUAGCGGUUGCACCACUCCCGUGUUUGUCGACAUUAGGUCCUCCUCCAGCGUCUUUAAAUUGCCUCCGCCGCCGAACAAACGACAUUUUUCGGGCACCUCGUUUACAAACACGCCUCACUUUAUGUGUGUUUCCGAGGAUAUUUAUCUCUCCGUGGGAGCCUCUGGUACAUAACGCGAAAACGCAAGCGGAGCUGUGCUUUUUUUUCUUUUCUUUUUCUUUUUGUAAGAGCCGCUGCUGACCGUGGUGGGCGGAUAAAGUCAAGCCGAGGAGGGCAUCCGGCCCUGGCAGCUCCGGAGAGUCCUUCCUGGAGGGACAGGAUUUACCAUUUUCAGGCUGUGAACUGCCCUGCUAUGGAGAAGAUGAAGAGGAUAAAGAAGCGCCUGUCGUUAACUCUCCGGCCCAGUCUGACCAUCGACGAAUCUCUGUCCGAACUGGCCGAGCAGAUGACCAUCGAGGACGGUGGGACAAAGGACAACGAGCCCUUCAUGAGGAAUGGCCGCCCCCCCACCUCCCACAGCAUGCACUCCUUCCUGCACCAGUACACCGGCUCCUUCAAGAAGCCGCCGCUCCGCCGGCCGCACAGCGUCAUCGGUGGGAGCCUGGGGUCCUUCAUGGCCAUGCCCCGCAACAACGGCAGCCGCCUGGACAUCGUCCAUGAGAACCUGAAGAUGGGUUCUGACGGGGAAAGUGACCAGGCUUCAGGAACAUCUUCAGACGAGGUCCAGUCCCCGACGGGCGUCUGUCUGAGGAACAGAGUUCACCGCCGGAUCUCCAUGGAGGACCUGAACAAGCGUCUGUCGCUGCCUGCUGACAUCCGCAUCCCAGACGGCUACCUGGAGAAGCUGCAGCUCAGCAGUCCGCCCUUCGACCAGCCGCUGAGCCGCCGCUCCCGCCGCGCCUCGCUGUCUGAAAUUGGCUUUGGGAAGCUGGAGACGUACAUCAAGCUGGACAAGCUUGGAGAGGGGACGUACGCCACGGUGUUUAAGGGACGCAGUAAGCUGACGGACAACCUGGUGGCGCUGAAGGAGAUCCGCCUGGAGCACGAGGAAGGAGCUCCCUGCACCGCCAUCAGAGAAGUGUCACUUCUAAAAGACUUGAAACACGCCAACAUCGUGACGUUACACGACAUCGUGCACACGGACAAGAGCCUCACACUCGUCUUUGAGUAUUUGGAUAAAGAUCUGAAGCAGUACAUGGACGACUGUGGAAACAUCAUGAGCAUGCACAACGUGAAGAUCUUUCUGUUCCAGAUUUUACGAGGGCUGUCUUACUGUCACAAACGGAAAGUUCUCCACAGGGACCUGAAGCCACAGAACCUCCUAAUCAACGAAAGAGGGGAACUGAAGCUGGCUGAUUUUGGUCUGGCGAGGGCGAAGUCCGUCCCCACCAAGACGUACUCCAACGAGGUGGUGACUCUCUGGUACCGGCCUCCCGAUGUCCUCCUGGGAUCCUCGGAGUACUCCACACAGAUCGACAUGUGGGGUGUGGGCUGUAUAUUCUACGAGAUGGCUGCAGGUCGGCCUCUGUUCCCCGGCUCCACUGUGGAGGAUGAGCUCCAUCUCAUUUUCAGGCUGCUGGGCACGCCCACAGAGGAGAACUGGCCAGGAAUCUCCACCAUUGAAGAGUUUAAAUCCUACAACUUCCCCAAAUACAAACCGCAGCCGCUGAUCAAUCACGCACCCAGGCUGGACAGCGACGGUAUUGAGCUGCUGCUGGCGUUCCUCAGAUACGAGUCCAAGGCGAGGAUUUCAGCUGAUGAGGCGAUGAAACAUUCCUACUUCAGGCAGCUUGGGAUGAGAGUCCACACACUGCCUGAAAGCGUGUCGAUGUUCACGUUAAAAGAGCUGCAGCUUCAGAGGGACCCCGGCUACAGGAACUCUUCCUACCCCGAGUCAGGUAACGGCAACAUCAACAGAAGGCAGAGCAUGCUUUUCUAAUGUUUCCUGAAGAGGAUGGUCAGCCGGCCAGCUUCACUGCACCUCCCAGCAACUCCUCGCAUGAGCCCACCUCCCUGAGGAGCGUCUCUCCUCACUCCCUCACCUGGACUCACUCACACGCGUACACACACACACACACACACACAUCCUCUGAAUGACUGACUUUGAGUCAAAACGCUUGGAGACUGUUUAUUUAUUGGAGUGUGAGAUUAACUUAUUUUGCUGCUAAACUACUACUGUCUACUAUAUAACAUGUAUGUGUGUGUGUGUGUGUAUACACGUGUGUGUUCGUGCACAUGAUGUGAACUGAAGACGCCAUGCACAGUUAAGCGGUCUGUUUAGGUUACUGUUAUUUCUCCUGACUAUAAUUCUUUGGUAUUUUUAGUUUGAAAUUCAACGGAUGUUGAUGUCGACGCUGUGAUGAAGUUGUUGUUUCAUUAUUGUGCUUACAGAGCAACGGCUGCAGUUUCUUCAAACUUUUUAUGCAUUGUGUAUAUCUAUACAUAUAUAUUUAUGUGUAUAUAUGUACAUGUAUAUUUGGAGAUUGUUUUUUUUGUUUGUUUUUUUUUGUCGUUUUGUUUUGUUCUCUUUCCUUCGAGCUUCCGUGACUGAUCUAUACAAGUUUCUACAUUUCAAAAAGCUGCAGCACACGACAGUGUUGGCUUUGAGGGGAACGAGAGAGACUGGUGAUGAUGAUGAUGAUGAUGGUGAUGAUGAUGGAUUUCCCAUCUUAGAUUUUUUUUCCCACCCCAAAUGUGUUUCAGAAGAACUGUGUUUUUCUGAGGGCCCGAUGGCCUUUUGGGGUCCCACUGAAAAUCUGAGCAUAGCGCCUGGCAGCUGAGGGCUGAGCGAAGCUAGCAGUUUUAGCCGCUGGGUUUCUGCUCACUCUGGUAAUUCUACAGGACCAAAUCUGACGGAGACAAAAAAUGGAAAUAGGCAUGGGCUGGUGAUUCUCAAUGAUAACCAUGAUUAAAAACUAAACGGUAUUCCUGUGUUAAGAAAACUUUCUAACAUAAUCUUUCUUUUACUUGGAACAGCAGGAACUAUUACUUCAUAUGCUACAGUUAUGUUACUUUAACAUAUUUUUAUUUUCAUACAAAUAUGGAAUAAAUGGUCAUUAAAUUUAAUAUUAAACACACUCUGCUCUUUGCAGAGAAACCGAAAUCUAAUUACCUGGUUAAUCUGUUCCGGUAGCCUGCAGCCUGCUGCUUUACAGACCUGCCAACUGUAAAUUUAAUACAGAAAUGUUUGGUUUCCACACCAUGCUUGUCUGAAAAAUAGCUCC
Messenger RNA from Poecilia reticulata (guppy), 3397 nucleotides. It is a transcript of the gene cdk17, whose product is annotated as cyclin dependent kinase 17. Gene Ontology annotation, molecular function: ATP binding; cyclin-dependent protein serine/threonine kinase activity. NCBI's taxonomy places the organism in Eukaryota, Metazoa, Chordata, Actinopteri, Cyprinodontiformes, Poeciliidae. Gene Ontology annotation, cellular component: cytoplasm; nucleus. The record is from RefSeq and is a predicted model, not a curated record. Gene Ontology annotation, biological process: protein phosphorylation.